AUGUGCAUUGAUGCAUCGAAAAAAAAACCAGAGAAAGACAACAAAAAUAAAUUUUGUUUAUUGACUAGAACCAUGGCAGCGGAAAAUAUUACUGAAAAGAUUGUUGAAAAAGUCGAAUUAGCAGCGGAGGUUGGUACGAAAGUAGCGAACAUUGUUGGCAAUGCGUUCGAAUCAACGAUUGCCGAUGUGGAUCAUUCGUCAGGAGCGGAAGAAGACACAUGGCUAAGUUAUAUUCUAUCGUUCGGAAUACAUUUUGCUAUGAUAAUCAUUGUUAUUUUACUUAAAUGGCAAUACGAUCGUAAUCGAUACCGUUAUCCGAAAGGGCCUCGUGAUUGGCGAAACAUCAAAGAUGCCAUAUCUUUUCAUCGUAAGAAACGGGACAAUUUACUUGCACUCGCUACGGACUAUCCUGAUUCCUGUACAGUGAUGACUCAUGUCGGUCGUUUAGUUUUACUCAAUGACCCAAGACUGAUUAAUGAAAUAUUCAUCGGCCGUGCAGAUUUAGUCAGUAACAAAGUCGAUGGGUACCUUGAAAAUCAAUUACGUUACAAAGAAGGAAAACACAUUCGCACAGGCAUCGUCUUUCGUCACCAGGACCACAAUGCUCGGAUAAUUCACAAGGCUCUUGUUAAUCAUAUGGAUAAUGAUCUGGUCGGCAAACGACUCGACUCGAUUGUUCAAGAUCAGAUCAAACAAACGCAUUUGACGGAAAAAUUCGACGUGCGUCGAACGACAUUCUAUUUCAGUGUUCGCCUGUUAGCAAGAUUAACAUGUUCGUCAACAGCGGCAUCGAUCGAAGACAAAACUUUCGAGUUAUUCGAACAGAAUCUCUAUAAGAUUUCGAAAGCAAUCCACGCCGAUACAUUUGCCAAAUCAGCUAAAGUUAUGUUAACACAACUAACUGGUUUAUCUGAAACGUUAGAUAUCAAUGAGAAUGUGUUAGACUACAUCAAAACAUGGAUACGAUUCCGACGCGAUGAAAGCAGCGCUAUUGUAGGUCUAUCUGAAGAACAAGCGAUCUCAUCUUCGGCAAAAAAUAGAGAUUUUCUCAGUUCAAUUUUGGAUGUGCUCGAUGAGUCAUCACCGCGUCUCGAUGAAGACGAUAUUGCUGCUUGUGUACUCGACAUAAUCAUGCAUGGAAGUGAAAUGCUCAAAGGCGCACUUUCAUGGUUAUUACUCUAUGUUGCUAAAUAUCCUGAAGCAGCUGAUCAAUGCCGCCGAGAGGCACGAUCGAAAGGUUAUUCGUCGUUCAAUCUAUCAUCGGCUGAGUCUCUAGCUGUCACUGGAGCGUUUGUCAAAGAAGUUCUACGUGUUUCACCAGUUGUUCCAAUUGUCAUUCAUUCCACGUUAGAAGAUUUCAAAUGGCGUAACUUUCACAUUCAAAAACGUACACAAUUCGGUGCAAAUGUUGUUGCACUACAUCAUUCCAUUGCUUGGAUAGACGCAAUGAAUUUCGACAUAAACCGAUGGCUUGGCGAUAAAGCAUCAAGCAUCCCAACUGAUGCUUACUCACCCUUUGGAUUCGGUCCCCGAGCAUGUAUUGCAGAAAAACAUCUAUUUAAUCUAUUGACUGGUAUCUUAGCGGUACUUUUAUAUCACAAUGACUUCGAUAAAACCGGCCCGUUACCAGAAGCCACUGAAGGUACAUUUGGUUUAGUGAAUUUACCGCCAAAAUACGCAUUGAAAGCCACACACCUUAGUGGAAAAUGA
Molecule: messenger RNA, 1710 nt
Organism: Adineta ricciae
Lineage: Eukaryota; Metazoa; Rotifera; Eurotatoria; Adinetida; Adinetidae
Source: the annotation of a GenBank genome assembly